AUAUGUGUAUAUAUAUAUGUAUAGAUAGAUAUACACACAGUUUAGCUUCCAGAUUGCAGAUUGUGUUGAGUGGGAGGGUCUAACCUGCCAUAUAAAGAGCAGUGUAUCUGUGGCUCAGUUCAGAGGAAGUGACAAGACGCUGUUGAAUCACUUGCAGAAGAUGUUGAGGAUAACUCUUUGGUUGUUGGUGGGAGUGUUGGUGUGGGGGUUUGCUUCCUGCUCCAUCACAUGUCCUGACGGGAAUGUGUGCUCCGAGUUUGCCACCUGCUGUAAAACUAAGCAUGGCUAUAGCUGCUGUCCAUAUCCAAAAGCUGUGUGUUGCUCUGACUUGGCCCACUGCUGCCCUGCAGGGUUUCGUUGUGACCAGGUUACCCAGAUGUGUGAGAACGAAAACCAGCCGUGGAUGAACAUACCUAUGGUGAAGAAGGAGGCUGCAGAGAAUCCAAGCACACCUGUUCUACCUGUAUAUCCCCUCCAGGAGCUUGAAAACAACCAUGUGCCAGACCAAAAAAAGAGUUCAGUUGUCCAUUGUGACAACUAUUACACCUGUCCCUCUGGCACUACCUGCUGCAGACACCCAACAGGUGUCUGGUUCUGUUGCCCAUACUUUCCUGGCAGGUGUUGUCUGGAUGGCUACCACUGUUGUCCAUAUGGCUACGACUGUGACCUCACUUAUACGCACUGUUUGAGGCAAGGCCUGAGAUAUCCCUUCACCCCCAAAGAAGCUCUGUCUUCAGUCCCUGCUUCGCUCAUUUCAAUUUCAGAGGACAAAAGCAGCUUGCAAGAGACACCAAUGACAGCUCUAACAGAAGCCAGUGGCGGCAUCCGUGAGGCUGGAGUUAUUCGCUGUGAUCCCAAGUUUUACUGCUCACAAGGGACAACUUGCUGUAAAGGACCCACAGGCCAUUGGAGCUGCUGUCCCUACCCACUGGGCAAGUGCUGUGCAGAUGGUCAGCACUGUUGUGAGUAUGGAUAUACCUGCGACCCCACCUCCUUGUCAUGCAGAAGAUGGUACUCUCAGAUCCCCUCAGGAACACAGGAACGUGCCAAAACAGACUGAGGACAUGUUGUUAAAGUUUGUGCACUGUGACAGCUUCUUUUUUAAAAUUGUAUUGUUACAUAUUUCAGUUAAAAUCAAUGCAUCAUAGCCUCAAUAGAGACAAUUAAUGAAAAGUUAGUAGAUUCCAUAUUCUGCUUCAGAAGCAGCAAGCUCUAACAAGCUCUAACCUCUUUCUCUUUUCCAUUGUGAAUUCUGUUUUAGAUGAAUGGCACUGUAUAUUGUAUUGGUUCUCACAAGGGAUGGGAUGUCAACAAUCAUUUUCAGUAACCACCUUAGCAAAAGUCCAUAUCCAUUGCACUGGUGUAGUAGGUAUGUUGAAAAUGUUUAAUCUGAAGGAUUUUUUUAGAAGUAGACAAAUCUUGGAGAACUUUAUGUCAACCUCAAAUCAUUUCCUGGUCUUUUCUAAUGAAACUGAAAAUUGUAUACUUACAAACGUGGACAUUUUUCAAUAAAAAAAAAUGUGAAAAUUUGAGUGAAUUGGAUUUCAUCUAUUCUGUUUUCUCAUGCCGCCUGAACUUAAUGUGUCACCGGGUGAAAGUGAACUGUGAUGUUUAUCAAAAGGUCUUUUACUUUAAAAGAAAAAACGGAAAUGUCUUUUUCAUUCCGCCUGGCUCACUUCCAUGGUUCUCAUGUGUAUCGUUCCAGGUGGAGGUAGAGUGUACAAAGGUCCUGUCUUGAUUUGCGGAAGAUUUAGGUUUAGGCACUAAAACUACUUGGUUAGGUUUAGGAACACGCACAAUAAAGAAACAAGAUGUCGAAACUACGGACCGUAUAUCUUUCUCAUGCAGCCUGGUACAUAUAGAGACAACAUAACAUUUGGUUUGAUGUUGCAAAGCAAAGAUAAUGAACUCUGUUGUAAUACAAUUCUGUGCUAGCUAAGUGCAGACAACAGAGUUUUUUACAAGUUUUUUUUUUAAUGAAUUUAAAUUGUAUUUGAAAUCUCUAAAAAUUCUAAAAGGACCAAAAGAACAAAAAUUAUAUAACAUCCUAAAACACUUUCGCACUGAAGUAAAUAACUGAACUGAAUAAUUUCUUAUCACUUGUUUAUUUUAAUUUAUUUCAAUUUAUUGUAUUUUAUUUGAUUUGAUGUUACCAAAGACUAUAGCAGAGCUGUUCCCUCUGACUAUAUUUUCUAUAUAUCUUUAUACUGGAGAAAUUGAUUAUAUGUUGCCACAUUUGUUUGUAAAUUCUGCAAUAUAAAUAAAUAAAUAACACAAUGAAGAAACAACACGUACAAAUCUCGCGAGAGUUUCGCAAAUCCAGGGUUGCCAUCUAGACACGACCGUGUACAAAUGGUGGAAAGAUGAAUCAAAUCGAAGAACUAAAAGUAUUUGUCUCCGAGCGCCUCCACGCUACUGCCUCUGAAAUAUUAGCUGCUAUUGAAAAAACGAUAACGGAUUACGAGGAGCAGGUCUCUCGUCUGAAGGAAGAAAACGACCGCCACCGUUCUCUGUUGGACAUUAUCGUGAAAGCCAAGUUAACGUUACCACGGACAGAAGGUCAUGCUGCCAUAAAGCAGGCUACCCCUGCGGCCCCGGGCCCAGGUGCGUCAGAUUCAAGUCCUGCCCGCGAGGCCCCCUGCCAUUCCAGUGACUUGCAAUGUGUCUUCACCUCACGCACCGACUUUCUAAAGUGUGCAGCCGAUGGCAACUGUCCCUACUGCUUGAAGAGAAUUCAAGCCACUGAGACACAUUUGAUGAGGAAGCAUUAUCUAUUUGCUGUUCAUUUUACUGAGAAUGGCACUGAAAAAUUUGUUGUACCAUGUACAUGCAAAGACAGGAUCCAGGGCAGAAGUCACUGGCACUGCCCAUAUUGCAGAAAGAUCAUUUAUCGGAAGUGUAACUUUGCGGGGCACAUAUCCAAACAACAUGGUUAUGCAAUACUGCAGCAAAGCCAAGAUGCAGCAGUAGCAUCUUCUCUGAGCUGAAAUACAUGGCCGCACAACGGUGCAUUCAGUGUUAUUGGAGUGUCAGAAUGACGCAACCUUUUCGACUACAAGAUAGGGAUCUUCUUUUUUUUGUAUCUGGACAUUUGUUUUGUUUAUUUUGAAUAUAAGAAAGACUUGACUUAUCGUCUUACUCUGAGGAACUCUGGGACAUAGGAUAAUCAUAUCAUAAGUGUUUUCUUCCCUUCUUCCUUGCCACAAUAAUACCUUGCUUUCUUAAAACUGCUAUGAAAAGUGAACAUUUUUCUAUGUGUGGAAGCUUAAAUCAGUCAGCUCCCUUUUUUUAAUUAAAAAUGUGUAUUUUUCAGUGAAAAUCUGUAAAAAAAAAAAAAAAAAAAACAAAAAAACAAUGUGCUGUGUUCAUAGGCAGUAGAGGUGAUACAGCCACUGAGGCUUACAAAUAGAUAAUUUGAUGGAGUAUUGACUGCAAAAAAUAAAAAUUUGGCAGUCUAUCAAUAUAAUAAAAUACAUUUCUCUGUCCUUCCCCAUAGAGAUCGAUCAGCCCUCUGUCACUGCCUUUGAGGAGGAGGGUUCCCUGAGUCCUGAACCCUGGUGUCAGCAGGGGCUCGGCAGUCUGGACCAACAGGCCUCACUGCCUCUUCAAAUGAAAGAGGAAGAAGAAAUGGGCAGACAAGUGAGUCAUCCUGAGUUGCAGAACUCAGAGCAAUCCGAGCAAAGACAAACAGGUCUGGAGGCAGAUCACGCCCAAGACUCUGCAUUCAACAUCAUCUGUGUGGACAGUUUUAUUCAAUAUCCCAGUGACAUCAACAGUGUGGAAAGCAGCAAGGGGCAUCCUCUUCCUAAUUCUUCAACUCAAGCUCUGGAAACUCUGCCUGAUAGUGGGAUUGGUGAAAUAUGGCAGGCAGCUGGGGAAUCUCAUCACAUCACAAAAGACAGUGCUGUUGCUGAGAAUGGAAGCAGCAACAAAAUUGAGGAGUGGAAGAAGAAACACACACCUUGUUCUAAUUUAAAGGCACUCAAUUCAAAGAGGAAAAAGCAUGUGAAAAGAUCUUUACCCCCCUUGAGUGUGACUAUAAAGAAAUCCACACAAAUAUCUGUCAGUCAGAAUCCCACAGGCCCUCAUUGUUGUAAAGCAUGUGGAAAGACUUUCCAUUACAUGUACACACUGAGGACACACGCACAAACACACACAGUGGAUAAAAUCCAUAUUUGUGGAAUUUGUGGAAAACAUUUUGAGUCCACAGAGAGUUUAGUCCAGCACCUUCAAAGCCACACAAAGAGAAACAAAUGUGGUACAUGUGGCAAACAAUUUUCUAAUAGUUCCCGGCUGAAACGUCAUAGGAGAUUUCACAGACCAAAAGGUCUAAAUAUCAUGUCAUCAGCCUACAAACCACAGAUGGGCAAAAUCCUACAGACGUCAUAGAUGCAUCAAAAACUGCUGGGAUUAUUGAAUUCUGAUCCACUGCAGUAAAAUACCAGUCCAGUGGUGUAUUUAUUGGAGGAAUAACUCAGUCCUAAUGCUGGGCUGUAUGUUGAUGUUUAUUGUAUGUCAUUGUAUUCAACUACAUUUUGUAGACGUCCAAUUAAAACAAACCUUAAAAUCUGA
This is a messenger RNA of Siniperca chuatsi (mandarin fish), 4572 nucleotides long. RefSeq names its product progranulin-like. Lineage: Eukaryota; Metazoa; Chordata; Actinopteri; Centrarchiformes; Sinipercidae. Gene Ontology annotation, cellular component: nucleus; extracellular region. Bases 161 to 1060 code for a protein of 299 amino acids. The transcript is spliced from 12 exons. The record is from RefSeq and is a predicted model, not a curated record.